Molecule: messenger RNA, 1252 nt
Organism: Colletotrichum godetiae
Lineage: Eukaryota; Fungi; Ascomycota; Sordariomycetes; Glomerellales; Glomerellaceae
Exons: 4
Coding region: 339-1217 (292 amino acids)
Source: RefSeq, a predicted model, not a curated record
CGGAGAGCUCAGUGGCUCCCCUGGAACUAUCGGGUACAAUGCUGAUGCGCUUGUUGACUUUCUAUCAAGUCAUGCCCCAUUUCGCCGACUUCAUAUGUUUGUAUGGGUCUCCUAACAGCGAGUCUGCAAACUUACGAUUCAGUGGGUUCAGAAGCAAGAAGGUGCUAAAGAACCCGACACCAGCGAUGUGUAUUCCUGUAAUGGAUCGCAGUGGGAGGCUUUUCCAACUGAGCUAUAACCUCAAGGCGGCUAGGCUUGGAGAAGUCAAUAAGACCUGGAAGUUCGAGCAAUACGCAAUCUAUCAUCACUUCGAUGUUGGUUCCGGGGUUCAGCUUUGAAUGAUUGGCGAUACUCACGGAGUAGCAAAGACACUCAUUGGAGAUCUUCUUCACGAGAAAACCACUCACCAGCGCAAGUUUGAAACAAUCGACCAAGCCCUGAGAUCGUCCCUUGACGCACACCUAGUGCUAGCGAGAUGGGCCACGUCUCGAUGGAGAUGGACUGUGCAAGACUUUGAAAAGACGAUCGACGACCUGACUCUAAAUAUUGUCUACAUCGAAAAGACUUCAGCCCAGGAGAAUUUUACUUCAGCCACUCUUGGCCAAGUGCAAAAGUGGGAGGAUAAAACAAACGAGACUGUGAUGAUAAUGGCUUCCAAUGUCAGCAUCUUGAAGCUGCUAAGGGAGUUCUACAAAGGACUCGUGCGUGAUGACGACUUCCCUAACCGAGAGCGAUGGGCUUGCCAGCAGGAAGUCAGUAACUAUGCUCUGCAAGUCGAUGAGGUCAUCGACGAGGCCGAAAUGCUUGUCUCGAGGGCAAAGGUGCUGGUGAAAGUAAUAGCAAAUAGGAAAGCAUCACUGAUGCAACAUCUUCAAGGUCAAACUGCUGAAGUUGCUUAUAAGUUGAACACCAGGAUGUUCGAGCAAGCCAACCAGAGCGCCACGGAAGCAGUUGCGAUGCGAAUUAUAACCGUCGUCACCUUGAUUUACCUUCCUGCAACCUUUUCUAGCACGUUCUUCAGUACAGACAUCAUCAAGUACCAAGACGGCGAAAGCUUCUCAUGGCCUGCGCUUGCUAGAUUCAUGCAGGUCACUUUUCCCUUAAUGUUUUUGACAUUUUUGAUCGCCGGUGGCUGGUUCUGGACGGAGUCGAAAAGGAGAUCCUCGAAAAUUGAGAGCAAAGAAAGGGGAGAUGUCAUAGUUGAACAGGGCCGUUGAUGUUCUAGAAAAUAGUUCAAGGUGAGUACAUAUGU